AUGGCUCCCUCUACCAUACCUAUAGGCACCUUCAAGCCCGUCUACUCGGAUGGCUCCAACGCCGGAUCGACGCCGCUGAAGCGCGAUAUUUUCCUCAAUGUCGGCGGUCCGGCCGACGACACCGCCUCCGAAACGGCCUACUCGGCAGCGACGACGGCGUCGCGGGCCAGCACCGCCCCGAGCACGGCGGGCAGUGAGACGGGCGGUCGUCGUCGCAGGCGGAGAAAGAGAAAGGCGGCGAGCAUGGCCCAGAUCGCCAACGAGAACAGCAUGCUGAACAAUAAUGGCACGCAAAGCGCCAACUUCAAGCCCGGCAACGGAAACCACAUCUCCCGGUCGCUGUCUACGCCGGCGCCAGUACCGAACUUGGGGCCCGCCAACCAGAGGUCCGCGAGGCUGCACAUCGGCUUGAACCUCGACGUGGAGCUGGAGCUCAAGGCGAAGCUGCAGGGCGACGUGUGCCUCACAUUACUGUAA
Messenger RNA from Parascedosporium putredinis, 477 nucleotides. The record is from the annotation of a GenBank genome assembly. NCBI's taxonomy places the organism in Eukaryota, Fungi, Ascomycota, Sordariomycetes, Microascales, Microascaceae.